GCCAGAGCUGCCCGUUCGGUACUUUUGUACUUAUUCCCGCAUCCAGAGAUGGCUUAUGCGACUGGCCGCCGGAGGUUUCUGAGCCUUCCGGCGGUGCAGCCAGGCGGUGAAGUCUCCCCGGCGGCUCUCUCGCAUUCCCUCGCCUGCCUCGCCGACGAGAUCUUGGCCCUUCGCAACGCCACCUUCCCCGUCCACCGAAGGAACGCCCGCGAGGCGAUCCGCCAGGUCAGCGCGAUCCGCGAGUUCCUCGCCGACGUCGCGCCGGCUUCCCUCCCUGCGUCCGCCGCGGUGGCGCUCUCCGAGCUCCACAUCACGCUGCAGAAACUCGCUAACCUGCUCCGCGACUGCGCCCGCCCCGGCGCCCGGCUGUGGGUGCUGAUGCACUCAGAGCAGGUGUCGAACGACUUCCGGGCGCUGAUUAAAUCGGUAGGCACCGCGCUCGACGUCGUCCUCCCGCUGUCCGCGACCGACGCGUCGCCGGAGGUGAAGGAGCUUGUGCGGCUGGUGGCGGAGCAAGCGUGGAAGGCGGAGGUCGGGACCGUGCCCGCUGACGCGCUUACCGCCAGAAACGUCGAGUCGGCGAUCGUCCAUUUCGAGAACGGCAUUGCUCCGGAUCCGAUCGAUCUCGAACAGAUCAUGGAGCACUUGCGCAUCCGGAGCUGGAUCGAUUGCAACGAGGAGAUCCUCUUCCUCGAAGACUUGUCCUCAUCGAGCGCCGAAGACAUCGACGUCGUCGAGCAAAAGGAAGCAGCUUUACUCGGUGGUUUGACAGCGCUGAUGGUCUACUGCCGGGUGACUGUGUUCGACGCCGGCGACGACAGGAAGAGCGGAGAAGCAAACCAACAGAAGGCCCCGCCGCGCACCAUGAAUCAAGUGAUGAACCUGGACGACCUCCGAUGUCCAAUCUCUUACGAGAUGAUGCUUGACCCUGUGACGAUCGCAACGGGGCACACCUACGGCCGCGCCUCCAUAUCGAAGUGGUUCAAGUCCGGUAGCCUCACCUGCCCCGUCACCGGAGAGAAGCUUACCGACGCCACCUUCGUCCCCAAUUCCAGUGUUCGCUAUUUAGUCGAACAACUCUACCGCAGCAAUAACCUCCCCAUCCCCGAGCCUUCUUCCAGGCAACGCAAUUCGAGCAAGAGUGCCGUGACGACGCCUGACUCCACCGCCGCGGCCAAAGCGACGAUGAUGGUCGCCGCUUUCCUAGUAAGCAAGCUCGCGUCGUCCUCCACGAGGCGCGAGCAGAGGAAGGCUGCAUCGGAGAUAAGGAAGCUCACGAAAUCCAACGUGUUUAACCGGGCGUGUAUGGUGAACGCCGGCGCAGUGCCAUGGCUCCUCCAUCUCUUGUCGUCGCGGGAGGCUUCCACGGAGGACAACGCGGUGGCGGCGCUGCUGAACCUGUCGAAGCACCCGAGCGGCGGGAGGGCGAUCGUCGACGCCGGUGGGCUCGGCGUCGUGGUGGACGUCAUUAGGGUGGCGCUCAAGGUGGAAUCGCAGCAGAACGCGGCAGCCAUUCUCUUCUACCUCUCGUCGAUGGAAGAUUGCCCCGCUGAGAUCGGCAACAUGCCCGACGCAAUCCCGACAUUGGUAGAGCUGGUAAGGGAAGGGUCGUACCGUGGGAAGAAGAACGCCGUCGUCACUCUCUUCGGGCUUCUGCUCUGCCACAGCAACCGAAUCAAGAUUUUGGAAGCAGGAGCGGUCCCAGCGCUAAUCGCUCUGCUUCCGAUCCAAGAAAGGGGGGAUAUCGCCAGCGACGCGGUGGCGGUUCUGGCGAAGAUCUCCGAGGAGCCCGACGGCGCGGCGGCAAUUGUCAGUUGCGCAGACGGGAUUCCCCGCCUGGUGGAGUUCUUCCGGACGACGGGGUCGCGGUCGGGGAGGGAGAAUUGCGUGUCGGCUCUGCUGUCAAUGUGCGUCCACGGCGGGGCGGAAGUGGUGAGUCCUCUGAGUCAGAUGCCGGCGUUGAUGCCGGCGUUGUACUCGCUGGUGACGGAGGGGUCGCCACGAGCGGGAAAGAAAGCUCGGUUGCUGAUCGACCGCAUACACCUACUCGACGAGCAGGGGUGGCCGGCCAUGGCGCCGUCGUCUGUGCAAGACCACGGCGUCGUGCAUGCCCAGUGAUGGAUUGGAUUUGGCGCUAGAUUUAUUAGAUUAGAUUUGGAUGUCAGCUCAACUUUUUUAACACGAGCUUGGAUCUGGUCAGGUGGAGAGAUUUCGUAGGUAUUAGUGUACAUAUAUUCACACAGUAUUUAAAAUAUUAAAUACUUUGAUUUUGUGUGUAUAUAUAAAUAUUGAGAAUUGAGGAACCGUCGAGCCAAUCCGUUAGGUUUAGUGGACAAGUCAUUUCCUAUAGUUCAGUCAAACAAACAAACUACAAUUAAACUUCAUUCCUCGAGCAAAGUCAACAAUAUGAAAUCCUUGCAUACCAUUGACUUCAAUCGAGACAGUUGUCAUAUAAAUUAGAAUUCAAUAU
Messenger RNA from Zingiber officinale, 2470 nucleotides. Its product is annotated as U-box domain-containing protein 19-like. Lineage: Eukaryota; Viridiplantae; Streptophyta; Magnoliopsida; Zingiberales; Zingiberaceae. The record is from RefSeq and is a predicted model, not a curated record. The transcript has a single exon. Gene Ontology annotation, cellular component: nucleus; cytoplasm. The coding region runs from base 49 to 2118 and encodes 689 amino acids. Gene Ontology annotation, molecular function: ubiquitin-protein transferase activity; protein binding. Gene Ontology annotation, biological process: protein ubiquitination.